AUGGGUCAUACGUCAUCCAAGUACCUCGUCACCAACCCUUCAUCUUUUGCCACACCACACAAUCCCGGCGCAUCCAGUCUGGUCGCUGGUGAUGACACGACGCGGUGGCGCACGUACGACUACGUGAUCGUCGGAGGGGGGACUGCAGGGUGUGUUCUAGCGUCAAGGCUUUCUGAGAACCCGGAAACGACAGUUCUCCUCAUCGAGGCAGGGCAAAGCCAUGAGCAGAACCUAUUCACGCGUAUUCCUCUUGCCUUCGCCAAGCUGUUUAAGACGGUGUUGGAUUGGAACUACCAAACCACGCCACAGAAAGCGUUUAAUGGGCGUUCUAUAUACUGGCCUCGGGGAAAGAUGCUUGGAGGUACCAGCUCAAUGAAUGCUAUGAUCUAUCACCGCUGUGAUCCCGCAGACUUCGAUGACUGGGAGCGUCAAGGUGCACAGGGCUGGGGGUACGAAUCAUUGAAAAAAUACUUCCUGAAGGCGCAGAGAUACGUACCUCGCGCAGCCCACGCGAUAGACGCCUCGCACCAGGGAAGCGAUGGCCCGUGGGUCCAUACACACGUGCCCACUGCUCCUAUUUGUUCCAAGAUUCUCGAAGCUGCGGAGAACCUGGGCCUUCCCCUGCCCGAUGACUUCAACGCACCUGAUAGCAGCAUCGGAGCUGGGCCAUUCGUUGCGGCCGUUGACGAGAAGCACGAAAGAAGCUCAUCUGCCACCGCCUAUCUCACAUCCGAAGUGCUCAAACGGCCGAACCUGACGGUAGCCAUAUCAGUGACCACGGAGAAGGUACUGUUCGAGCGAACCCCAGAGGGAACCCCCAAGGCGGUAGGCGUUCAGCUGUCGGCGAGCCGGAAGGGUCCGCGCUUCGCUGUCGGUGCUUCCCGAGAGGUCAUCAUAUGCGCAGGCGCCGUUGGAUCGCCCCAGAUACUCCAACUCUCUGGCGUAGGGCCGUCGGCCCAUCUCACAAAACUCGGCAUUCCCAUUGUUCGAGACCUCCCUGCUGUCGGCGAUAACCUUCGUGACCACGUCUCCGCAGGCGCGAUUGUUUUCCGGGCGCGCAAAGGCUGGACUUGGGAUCACCUUACGCAGAACCCUUUCCAUGCGGCCGUUGCGAUCCUGCGUUGGCUACUCUGGGGCACCGGGCCUAUGGCUUCGCUGUCUUUCCAGCUCGGCAUGUUCAUCCGUUCGGACGACGAAGGCCUGCCCCUUGGCCCUCCACUUCCUACGAAGGACAUGAGCUCCUCACCCCGCUCCCCGGAUCUCGAGUUCAUGUUUGUCCCACUCACGGUAAUCAACCAGGGUCUUGGCUUUCCUCCCUUAGGGACAUACGGUAUCACAGUGGGCUCCCUUUUGCUUAAACCCUCCAGCUCCGGCGCGGUCCGCCUCCGUACUUCGAACCCGUAUGACCACCCCUUGAUUGAUGGAAACUACCUCGCGGAUGAGAGCGACUUGAAUAUCUUGAUCAAGUCCGUGCGCUUCCUGCUGCACUUGGCGCGUACGAAGCCACUGUCGGAUGUCCUCGACCUCCGCUCCACCACCACCAAAGACAGUCUUUUCUGGCCCGGGGACGCAGACCCCGACAAGAUCACCGACGAGGAGAUCAAGGAAUUCAUCAAGAACUCCGGGCAGUCCGCCUUACACCCGCCCCAGACGUCCUCGGUUAGGAUGGGCACCGAUCCACAGACGAGCGCGGUCGACUCCGAGCUCCGUGUCCAUGGGGUACAGGCGCUCCGCGUCGUCGAUGCGUCCGUCUUCCCGGACCAGGUCUCCGGGCAUCCCUGUGCCGUUGUGAUCGCCAUCGCGGAGAGGGCGGCGGACUUGAUCAAAUCGGCGAGCAUCGGCUACUAA
Messenger RNA from Trametes versicolor FP-101664 SS1, 1848 nucleotides. RefSeq names its product GMC oxidoreductase. NCBI's taxonomy places the organism in Eukaryota, Fungi, Basidiomycota, Agaricomycetes, Polyporales, Polyporaceae. The coding region runs from base 1 to 1848 and encodes 615 amino acids. The record is from RefSeq and is a predicted model, not a curated record. Gene Ontology annotation, molecular function: oxidoreductase activity, acting on CH-OH group of donors; flavin adenine dinucleotide binding. The transcript is spliced from 16 exons.